CUACACUACAAAGUGGAAGCGUGGGAGUAUAGCCAAAACGCAGCAUCGGCCCGAAGUUUCAACUUUCAAGCUUUGAGAGAAGGAACAGCAAGAAACCCUAGCUAUCUUCCACCUCAGUCCGUCAGUCCGUCCUUCCUCGCUCUUUCUCCAAACCUCAUCGGCUCGCUCCGGCUUCGGCAUCCGUUUCUCUCUCGAUGACAAGCGCUUGGACAAAUUUGAGCUGUGCAAUCAUGCAUAGUGAUAUAGAGAGGGAGUGGGAAAAUCAGGGUGGAGUGGACUUAUGAGUAUUAUUUUUUAUAACUGGAGAUUGUUUCUCACCUUCGGAAGAGCUAUACAUCUACAAAAAAAUUGUGGAAUGAUGAGGAGACCAAAUAUAUAUUUCCAAUUUUGUUAUAGCUUUGGAGCAUCUUGGAGCAAAUGAGCAAUGGAGCUUGUGGAGCACCGCCCACAUUGAUGAAAGCUUUGCUGUACACUUCUGGUACAAAAAAUGAGUGGUCGCUUUUCUCGUACAAUCUAUGUUGGCAAUUUGCCUGCAGAUAUAAGAGAAUCAGAAAUUGAAGAUUUAUUUUACAAGUAUGGCCGUAUCCUGGAUGUUGAAUUGAAGAUUCCACCUCGCCCCCCUUGUUAUUGUUUUGUCGAGUUUGAGAAUGCUCGGGAUGCUGAAGAUGCAAUAAGGGGUCGCGAUGGCUAUAACUUUGAUGGUUGUAGGUUAAGGGUUGAGCUUGCCCAUGGUGGUAGAGGACCAUCAUCAAAUGAUCGCCGUGGGGGGUAUGGCAGUGGUGGUGGGAGUGGGGGUCGGUUUGGCAUCUCACGCCAUUCUGAAUUUCGAGUUAUUGUUCGUGGUCUUCCUUCUUCUGCUUCCUGGCAAGAUUUGAAGGAUCAUAUGCGAAAAGCUGGAGAUGUGUGUUUUGCUGAAGUUUCUCGUGAUAGUGAUGGGACUUUUGGCGUUGUUGAUUAUACAAACCAUGAAGACAUGAAAUAUGCUAUUCGGAAACUUGAUGAUACUGAGUUCAGAAAUCCUUGGGCCAGAGCUUAUAUUCGGGUGAAGCAGUAUGAGAGCUCUCCAUCAAGGAGCAGGAGCCGGAGCCGUAGCAGAAGCCGAAGUUCAAGGAGAAACCGGAGCAAAUCAUUGGAACGAUCUGUUUCAAGGUCAAGGUCAAAAUCUAGAUCUGCUUCACCUCUUAAAUCAUCCAGACCAAGAUCAAGGUCCGGGUCCAGGUCAGAAUCUCCCAACAAGGCACGGUCCGGAAGUGCCUGACUGCUAUAAACUACAGUGAAAACCGCCGGGGCCUUCUUAGAUGGACUGCUCCUUUUAAAUGUCGAUGGUGAAGUAAACUCAGACGAGUUUCAGGGGCUAGUUUUUCUAGUCAUCCAGUUAUUUACUUGGAAUAUUUUGAUGAAAACGUGAACCAGCAGUAGUAUUUGGCCUGAUGGUUUCUAGUCACUUUGUUGGUCUCGGAUUUAUGUUAGCACACUUUUUAUGUUGAACCUGGGCAAUUUUCCAAUGUUUGUGACACUCCCAUCAUUUAGAUGACUGAACAUCGUGUUGGUUUGUGCUCUA
Molecule: messenger RNA, 1561 nt
Organism: Populus nigra (black poplar)
Lineage: Eukaryota; Viridiplantae; Streptophyta; Magnoliopsida; Malpighiales; Salicaceae
Product: serine/arginine-rich splicing factor SR34A-like
Exons: 14
Coding region: 488-1258 (256 amino acids)
Cellular component (GO): ribonucleoprotein complex; nucleus; cytoplasm
Molecular function (GO): mRNA binding
Source: RefSeq, a predicted model, not a curated record